Molecule: messenger RNA, 504 nt
Organism: Stylophora pistillata
Lineage: Eukaryota; Metazoa; Cnidaria; Anthozoa; Scleractinia; Pocilloporidae
Source: RefSeq, a predicted model, not a curated record
AUGAUUUCACCAGCCUUUUGGUCGCUUAGCGGCAGAGAAAUAAAGAUCACACGCAGUGACGACCCAAGCCACACCCUUCUGUUGCAGACCACAGGCAGCUGUUUGGGUGGACAAACAUUCCGAUCGAAAAUCACAAAUUAUGGCGACUUUACAAAUGGCAAAGUCUGGGCCAGUGAUCGAUGUCUAGGAAGCUGUACGGUUCAAUAUGGCGGACAGUACAAGUCAACAGACGGGUUUCAACAGGCUGAGUGCAGUAGAAACGUCCAAAGUGCUGACAAGAUCGGCUUCUGGUGUGACUGGGGUAGUGGUGAUGCAUCGGUGAUGAUGAUUGGUGGAGGAGGAAAAAGCUGUAAGCGUGCUGAUCAUGGGAUUGGAAUUACAGAAACUAACGCUGCUUCUUUUGUUGACGACGGAUCCAGUGAGACUGAAUAUGACUUUAGUUAUAAUGCUAACACAGGAAACGCUCCAUCCCAGUCCUACUCGUUGAACUUAUGGAUCCGUUGA